AUGUUCCCAUCACCAAACUCAAAUCAAAGAGCUAGUAAUUCGCUACCUUUGCCACAAUCUUCAGCUUCUAGAGCUCGACAGAAAGUUGUACUACAACCAGGUCAUUCUCCAUUAGAUUGGGCUAAUCUUAAAUCCAAGAACCUUCGUGGUUUACCUCCAGGAGCUCCCCCUCCUCAAUUUGUGAAGGUUACUCCUAAGGAAUUAAAGUUGCAUAAUAAAGUAGAUGAUUGUUGGACUUCUAUCAAUGGAAAAGUAUAUAAUAUCACGCCGUAUGUGAAUUUCCAUCCUGGAGGAGUCAAGGAAAUCAUGAAAAGUGCCGGUAGAGAUGGUACGAUGUUGUUUAAUAAGUAUCACAGUUGGGUUAGUGUUGAUAGAAUGUUAAGUAAUUGUUUGAUAGGUAGAUAUGAACCUUAG
Molecule: messenger RNA, 414 nt
Organism: Yamadazyma jaroonii
Lineage: Eukaryota; Fungi; Ascomycota; Pichiomycetes; Serinales; Debaryomycetaceae
Source: the annotation of a GenBank genome assembly